AUGGAGCAGAGGAUCGACAAAAGAUCACCCAGGCUGAAUAUAACGUCGGUCCAAAUCCGUGUAAGUGCGAUGAACGUUGAAUUUGGUGAGGAUAACAGUCGCACUGUUUGGAAACAUCCCAAGAGCGAUAUUAGCGACAUAAUUGCUCUCGAGGUGGCGACCAGCGGUCCCUUGCUUUCUUUUCGCGGCCUCUAA
Messenger RNA from Cordyceps militaris CM01, 195 nucleotides. RefSeq lists its product as uncharacterized. The transcript is spliced from 2 exons. Bases 1 to 195 code for a protein of 64 amino acids. Lineage: Eukaryota; Fungi; Ascomycota; Sordariomycetes; Hypocreales; Cordycipitaceae. The record is from RefSeq and is a predicted model, not a curated record.